ACCAAGUGACUAAGCUGUCCCAUGAUGCAUUACGGCGACCAGUUGCAACUUUCAAAUGUGUGCAGGAAGUUUGGAGCUCACCCAAAAAACAUUUGAAAAUCUGCUUUUUAACAAAUCACCACAGUCGAAUAUAGUGUUAACGUAUUAGUAAUGAAGCAGCCAUCGCCGCCUACAAAAAACAAAGCUGAGGAAAUCGCUAAGACGACGGCUAUAGCGAUGCUAAAUGUUCCCGAGGAUUCAACAUGUCGUGGUUCCGCCGAAGAAAACACACAGGAGGGACAUUGCAGCGUGACCGCCAGUCGUCAGCAUUACAAGACAGCUGAGAGUGACUCAGAGAUGUCGAGAAGAGCAAAGGAAGAAGGCUGCAUGAAUGUUGUCUUCCCGGGAACUGUGACUAAGGAAGGCUGCUGCCGUUUUGUCAGCGAGGUCCUCAAAUUUAUUUUAUUUCAGAGACAACAACUGCCCAUGACCUUUGACCAACUGGUGUACUCUCAGAGGAAACAACAAGAUAAAUCGGAUGAAGCUGUCGUGAGUCAGAAGCAAGUUCAUCAGGCUAAUUUAAACAGGCGAAAGUGUCAAAAGACGCUCCAGGCCGUGGAGGAGGUGCUGCAGCAGCUGGAAGUGCUCUUCUCCAUGAGUCAUGUCCCCCGAGUGCUGCUGCUCAUAGGUGGCUCAGUCACCCUCCCCAAGGAGAUCUACGAGAUCAACAUGGAGAAUCUGGUAUUGGACAGGGGGGUUCACUGCCUCCGUGUGUCGACGUGCUUAAGACAUCUCUUCCGCUCGCUCUUUGUCGCUGACUUCUUGUCUGACAGCGGCCCCGUGCGUUUAACGACAACCAGGGUCUUAGCGCUGGCCCACAGGGACUGCGGGGUAGGUUGGUUCCACCCUAAACUGCACUUUAAACUGCCAACUUGUGUGAAAAAUCAAAUAAUUGCACUUUCUAGUGAUCCUUGCAGCUGCGGCAACACUAACAUGGACCGUCAGGAGUAUGUUUGGUUUCAAGCACCCACGGCCAUUAACGGCUUUUGUCUUUAAAAAAAAAAAAAAGGGUAUUGUUUGUGCUGCUUUUUAAAUUGGAGGAAUUUUAAAUAUUUAAGAAUUGACAUAUUUUUAUGUGCAGUAUAUAGUUUUAAAGAUUUGUAUGAAUGAUUUCAUGGUCAACUUCAAGUUGCAUCAUGUAUACAAACUAAUUCUUACUUGAAAUCUGUCUAAUGCUGACUUUUCUGCUAUCAAAACAUUAGGCUGUCCUUAGUAUAUAUCAUUUAUUAAAAAAAAUGUUGUUUUUGUCAGUGAAUGGGCUAAAAAAUACCAGAAAAAGGCUAAUAUCAUUCAUUUCAAAUACUGGCAUAUGUGUGACUAUCCCUCCGCGAUCACAGAGGAUGAUCAUCUUCACAUUUCCAUAUUUCUGUUGACAAAACCUGUUCACAAGUACUUAAAUCAUGAUAAAUAUAGCUAGCAAAGCAACAGUCCAUUUCAGUUUUUCUGGUUUGUAUUUACCUAACGAUUCAACUUUAUUCAUAAAGAAUAAGUAUACAACAGUAUAUGUUCACGUUGUACCUAAAAUCAGAGAAGGGAAAAGUUUGCUUCUUUAAUUCGAAGUGUUCACAUUGCACAUCAGGCAUGUUUACUUGUGGAUGUUUUUUGUUUUGUUUUUUAUUUGAUGUCAGAAGGCCAGGUUGUGGAAAUUAAUAAAAUAAAUACAAUUACGAGUACAAAAAACUGAAAAUAAUUCAGUUUCUUAAAACCGAGACUGCAAAAAUAAAAUGUACAAUUCAGUAGAUAGACGAAUACAACAUGAAGAAACGGUGAUAUCUAUCUUACCGGAGACAUCAGUGGAUUAUUCGUCGUCCUGCAGCAGCUGUCAAAAAAGGCAGCUGUGAGCUUGGCUCCUCAGCUUCUCUCUAAGACACUGCGUGUUCACUGCAGCCAUCCGACCUCGAGGUAUGUCUUUAAAAUCUCACUAAAACAGUAUUAAAACAAUAAGCAGAUAAGGGAUCUUCCAGAAUUAUCCUAGUCAAUGUGUCUAAUUACAUCUGAAACGCUCACACUGCCGGAGCUGUCGCUUUUCUUUUUUUUUCCUAGUCCUUCACUAUCAAUAUCCUAAUUCACAAAUCUUACAUCUUCGCUCAAAUUAAUGGGGAAAUUGUCGCUUUCUCGGUCCGAAUUGCUCUUACUGCUGGUGGCUCCCGUUAUAAACAAUGUGAAUAUGUGUGGGGCCCUGCAACUCGUGACGUCACGCGCACAUACUUCCGGUAAAGGCAGGGCUUUUCUAUUAGCGACCAAAAGUUGCGAACUUUAUCGUCGAUGUUCUCUACUUACAGCAAAAAUAUGACAAUAUCGCAAAAUGAUCAAGUACGACACAUAGAAUGGACCUGCUAUUCCCGUUUAAAUAAAAUCUAAUUUCAUUAGGCCCAUAUUCUCCGUACACGGCUCUGCGAACUGUGGUACAUGGGCCCCAUCUAGUGGUAAGCCAAAUUACCACUUAAAUAUUCAAACAGUAUUACUGUUUAAAAUGUGUGCAAUGCAAUGGCCAAACAUAUUAAAUAUAGUUGCUAUAUAAAACCUCUGCCUUGUUAUUAAUGAAUACUUAGGCUGCUAUGCUACUGUAUUUUAUUGUUGACAACCACUGCUGUAGGGCUUUUAAAGCCAUGAUGUCAAUCAAGCAAAGUUUAUGGCUGCACAAGCCACAAAGACAUCCUCGACUGAGAUCUCUCUGCAUUCUCUAUGUUAGUUGAUUAUCCUUUACUACUCUUCCACAGCAAUCAGUUUGUAAAACAAAAAUAAAACAAUUCCACCAUCA
This is a messenger RNA of Nerophis ophidion (straightnose pipefish), 2800 nucleotides long. It is a transcript of the gene mad2l1bp, whose product is annotated as MAD2L1 binding protein. Bases 151 to 1035 code for a protein of 294 amino acids. NCBI's taxonomy places the organism in Eukaryota, Metazoa, Chordata, Actinopteri, Syngnathiformes, Syngnathidae. The record is from RefSeq and is a predicted model, not a curated record. Gene Ontology annotation, cellular component: nucleus. The transcript is spliced from 3 exons. Gene Ontology annotation, biological process: regulation of exit from mitosis.